This is a messenger RNA of Colletotrichum orchidophilum, 4581 nucleotides long. Its product is annotated as lysophospholipase NTE1. Gene Ontology annotation, biological process: lipid metabolic process. The transcript is spliced from 3 exons. The record is from RefSeq and is a predicted model, not a curated record. Gene Ontology annotation, molecular function: phosphatidylcholine lysophospholipase A1 activity. Gene Ontology annotation, cellular component: endoplasmic reticulum. Bases 1 to 4581 code for a protein of 1526 amino acids. NCBI's taxonomy places the organism in Eukaryota, Fungi, Ascomycota, Sordariomycetes, Glomerellales, Glomerellaceae.
AUGUCGUCGUCGUCCGACAUUUCGAAUGCCGCUCACGCGGUGUCAGAGAGCUUGUCGGCCACAAUGAAGGCUUCUCCCGAAGCCCUGCCGUCCGCUUUCACGCGUGCGCAGGAGGUCGUCGCGGCUCAGGGAUCGUCCAGCUGGUUGGGGCUGUUUGGCCGAUUGAUCCUUGCCAUUCUGUCCUUGAUCUCUUCGAUCCUGUACUGGGCGAUUCGAAUCGUCACCAUUACAAUCCCCACUGUCCUUUUCACCAUGUUCUCGACAAGCUGGACUGUAACAAUGAACGCCACUACUCUUAUGGUAAUCAUGAUUGCCAUCAUAUCUGCUGUCAGUUGGGUCGUGCGCUAUCGCAUCCUCAACAUGUACUCUCGCCUUCCUCCCGAGCCACAGAGGAAAGAGCCUGACGUCGAUUUGUUCCCCGAAUCCCACGAUGAGGGCAAGAAAUCAGGCUUAUCAAGCUAUUUGGACGAGUUUCUCAGUGCCAUCAGAAUCUUUGGCUAUCUUGAGCGGCAGGUCUUCCACGAGCUGACUAGGAGCAUGCAAACUCGCAAGCUCAUCGCUGGCGAAACCUUCAACUUGGAAGAAGAGAAGGGUUUUUGUAUCGUCGUCGACGGUCUUGUGGAAAUCUUUGUCAAAUCUGGCCGAAAUGCUAGACCCAUGGACCCAGACCCUUGCGACAGCUUUGGCGGAGAUUCUGCCUAUCCAGGAGAAGACGACGAUGUCGCGUCAGCGCCACAGCAGAGGUAUCAACUGCUCACCGAGGUUCGCAAUGGAGCUCCAAUGUCGUCUCUGUUCUCCAUCAUGUCGCUGUUUACCGAAGACGUCAAACUUCGUUCAACAGAUGACGACACCCCAGAGCCCACCUCAGGCAGUGCUGGGCUGAGGACCUCACCGUUCCCGCGGACUGCAGGCUUCCGCCGCAUGCCUUCCGAUCCCGCCAGUCCAUUCCCAGCAACUCCCGAGUUUCCAGAGAUCCCGGAGGAAAGGACCGGAGUGAGGAUCGAUGAACCUCCGAAGGGGGCUACGACGCCUAACUUGCCUGGCAGUGCGAGAAUCCCACCCAUCUCGCUUGACAGCACAGGCAGUGUUCCUGGUAGUGCUCGUCAGCCGAAGCGCCCUCAGCUUCAGAGUCGAGCGACUUCUGGUUCAGCCCACCCAGACAUCAUUGCAAGAGCUACAGUGGACACCACUAUCGCCAUCAUCCCAGCUAGCGCAUUCCGCCGGCUCACCAAGGUCUACCCCAAGGCAACUUCCCACAUUGUCCAAGUCAUUCUUUCUCGUUUCCAGAGAGUCACGUUGGCAACGGCUUACAACUAUCUGGGGCUCACUGGUGAAGUCUUGCAGACAGAAAAGAACAUGCUCUCAUUCACCUCGUGCCAGUUGCCCAACAUGCUGAGAGGCGAUGCCUUGCAGCGACUGAAGGAGAAAUUUGACCGGGAAAGAGAGAGAGUCGGCGGCGAAUCGGAGAGCAAAGGUAUUGCACUGCAUAACGCCAACGCCCAUCGUCGGCGCAAGUCAACGUCAACGCUCCGUAAGGAUGCCAUGAUGCAUUCCAUGACUACCAAGGAGAGGUCAUUUUCCCAGGUCGCUACCACAAUAGGACCGCCAAGAGAGAGAGCCUCUACCCAAACCAGCCCUGGCGAUCUUCUGGCCAACAUCCAGUCUGCUCGGCAUGUAGGCCACCGGCCAACAGGUGCGAAUAGUGUUCAUCUCGAUCAAGUUGCCGAUGCUCUCCGUCAGGAGGGCACAAGCCCGCUUGCUCAGCGAGCCUUUAACCCGUUCACCACCGAGAGGCAGUCUCGAGCUUCCAUCGACGGCCGAGAGUCGCUGGAUGAAGACAAUCUAUUCCGUCAAUCAAUCCUUGAAUGCAUGUUCAAGGCAAUCGGUCUAAGCAGCAACGGAAGCCUGUCGCGCGAGGCCGAGUCCGUGGAAGGGUCUCCGCGGCUCUUCUCGUACGACCAGAGACGAACGAGACCUGGUCUUGGUAACAACGCUUUUGGUCUCAUGGGCCCGUUUGAUGCUUCUGGUGACGGCGAUACGGAGUCAUUGACAUCCGGAGGUCUCACAUUGAACACGCCGCCAAAUGCUCACAUCCUUGCAAGCGAUAUGAAGGAUGACGUGGAAAUUGUAUUCUUCCCCAAAGGUUCCGUGUUGGUUGAGGAAGGCGAGCGCAAUCCCGGCCUUUACUACGUUGUGGACGGCUUCCUCGACAUUUGCACUUCGAAAGAGGACACCUCGGCGGACAUUUUGCAGUCCUCGAGUAGGACAACACUGCACACUGGCCACAUGGGCAUGGAUGGGUCUCCUGCAUAUCCACCAGAUCACCUGGAUGCGAAGAAGAAGCAGCCCUAUCGUCGCAGUGUGUCACUCAUCAAGCCAGGGGGUCUUGCUGGGUACGUGGGCACAGUCUCGUCAUACAGAUCGUUUAUCGAUGUUGUGGCCAAGACGGACGUCUACGUAGGGUUCCUACCGCGUUCCGCUCUCGAGAGAAUCGUCGACCGUUAUCCCAUUGUCUUGCUUACAAUGGCAAAACGACUGACGAGCUUGCUUCCGCGUCUGAUCAUGCACAUUGACUUUGCCCUUGACUGGGAGCAAGUCGACGCUGGCCAAGUGCUGUUCCACGAAGGCGAAGAGAGCGAGGCGAUCCACAUUGUUCUCAACGGUCGGCUUCGUCUUGUGCAGGACAGAAAGGAUGGCGGUGUCAGCGUACGGGCUGAGUUCGGCCAGGGCGAGAGUGUGGGUGAGCUCGAAGUCUUGACGGAGUCUGUGAGGCCAGGCACGCUUCACGCUAUCCGCCAGACUGAGUUGGUCAAGUUCCCGCGCACACUAUUUAACAGUCUUGCCCAGGAGCAUCCGAAUAUCACGAUCAAGAUUUCCAAAAUCAUUGCGUCACGAAUGAGGAACUUUUUCGAUGACCCAUCGCAGCUGCUCUCCAAGGAGGCUGGCAACACCAACACGAUCACAAAAGGCUCCUCGUCGCUCAACCUGAGGACCGUCGCGAUCUUGCCGGUGACUUCUGGUGUUCCUGUGGUUGAGUUUGGCAACCGGUUGAUGAACGCUUUGGCUCAGGUUGGCCCUGCAAAUGGUGCCACUUUCCUGAAUCAAUCUGCCAUUCUCAACCAUCUUGGCAAGCAUGCUUUCAAUAAGAUGGGAAAGCUGAAGCUGUCCCAGUACUUGGCCGACCUGGAAGAAAAGUAUGGCCUCGUUGUUUACGUUGCAGAUACCAACGUCAAUUCCCCGUGGACUCAAACAUGCAUCACCCAAGCUGAUUGCAUCCUCCUCGUUGGUCUCGCUGAGGGCUCUCCAGAAAUUGGAGAAUACGAGCGUUUCAUGUUGGGGAUGAAGUCUACGGCGAGAAAGCUUCUCGUCCUUCUCCACUCUGAACGGUAUUCUCAGUCGGGAUUGACUCGAGCAUGGCUGAGGAAUCGUAUGUGGAUCAAUGGUGGGCACUACCAUGUGCAAAUGGCUCUUGGAGCAAACAUCAUGCCUGUACAUCCACCCUCAAAGCGAACGAGCACCUUGAAGGAGAGAGUUCAGAUCAUCCAGGCGGAGAUUCAGAAGUACACGUCGAGGAAGGUGCGGCACAGCCCUUUCUACUCUCCAGAUGCGCCAUACAAGGGCGAUUUCCAUCGUCUUGCGAGACGCCUCUGCGGCAAAUCCGUCGGACUCGUUCUGGGUGGCGGCGGAGCAAGAGGCAUCACCCAAAUCGGCAUCAUCCAGGCUAUGGAAGAGUCUGGUAUCCCCAUCGACGUCGUUGGCGGAACCUCCAUCGGAGCGUUCAUUGGCGCCCUCUAUGCUCGCCAUGCCGAUGUUGUUCCCAUCUUCGGCCUCGCUAAGAAGUUUUCGGGCCGUAUGGCCAGUAUGUGGCGUUUUGCUCUUGAUCUUACAUACCCGACUGCCUCUUACACCACCGGACAUGAAUUCAAUCGGGGCAUCUUCAAGACCUUUGGCAAAACUCAAAUUGAAGACUUUUGGCUCGAAUACUAUUGCAACACGACAAAUAUCAGCAAGAGUCGAGUCGAAUACCACACUAGUGGCUAUGCGUGGAGAUACAUCAGAGCGUCGAUGUCACUAGCUGGCUUGCUCCCACCACUCUGCGAUGAGGGGAGUAUGCUUUUGGACGGUGGCUACAUUGACAACCUGACCGUGUCGCACAUGAAGAGACUGGGUGUGGACACCAUCUUCUCGGUUGACGUUGGCUCACUUGACGACGACACUCCACAGGCGUAUGGUGAUUCGCUGUCGGGAGUGUGGGCAUUUUGGAAUAGGUGGAAUCCAUUCUCGGGCACCGCCAACCCUCCGACAUUGGCUGAGAUCCAGGCUAGACUGGCUUACGUGUCUAGCGUCGACGCCCUGGAACGGGCGAAGACGAUGCCAGGCUGCUUUUACAUGCGGCCUCCGAUUGAUGAUUAUGGCACGCUCGAUUUUGGCAAGUUUGACGAGCUUUAUCAGAUGGGAUACAAGUACGGGCAAGAGUUCUUGCAGAAACUCCGAGACGACGGGUCAUUACCCUUCAUGGAAGAAACAGAAGCAAAGAAGGCGAUGCGGAGGACUAUGGCACCCAGAAGAGCCAGCAUCUAG